Molecule: messenger RNA, 1720 nt
Organism: Ilex paraguariensis (yerba mate)
Lineage: Eukaryota; Viridiplantae; Streptophyta; Magnoliopsida; Aquifoliales; Aquifoliaceae
Source: the annotation of a GenBank genome assembly
GUAAAGAAGAGUGAAGUGUUCGACACACACAACUCAGCUUCUUCUUCUCCUUCUUCUCUAUCUCUCUCAAAUGCUCUGUUAUCUCUGUAUUGAGUCGCUGUGCUGAAACAAUGCCAAGGUCUUGGCUUAUUGACAGCAGAGGACUUGCCAAGAAAGUGAAAAAUGCCACUCUACCAACUGCAUAUCAGAUCAAGGACUGUGGGGCAAAUCGUGAAUGCCCAAAGUGCCAUUAUCAUAUUGAUAACAAAGAUGUCUGUAACGAAUGGCCUGGUUUGCCUGCCGGAGUAAAAUUUGAUCCAUCUGAUGUAGAAAUCCUAGAACAUUUAGCUGCAAAAUGUGGAGUGGGAAAUUUAAAACCUCACAUGUUUAUUGAUGAGUUCAUCCCAACACUUGAAGGUGACGAGGGAAUUUGUUCUACCCAUCCAGAAAAUCUUCCUGGUGCCAAAAAAGAUGGAAGCAGUGUCCAUUUCUUUUGCAAAAUUAUCAAUGCAUAUGCUUCUGGUAAAAGGAAGCGCCGCAAGAUUUGUGAUGAACAUAAUAUGAUAAAGGAGCAUGUCCGUUGGCAUAAGACAGGUAAAACCAGGCCUUUGAUGGAGAAUGGAGUCCAGAAAGGAUAUAAGAAGAUCAUGGUUCUUUAUCAAACUUCAAAGAAGGGAUCCAAACCUGGUAAGUCUAAUUGGGUUAUGCAUCAAUACCAUCUAGGGAUUGAUGAAGAUGAGAAAGAAGGCCAGUAUGUGGUUUCAAAAGUCUUUUAUCAGCACCAGAAGCAGAACGACAAGGAUGAGAAGUCUCUAGUUGUUGAAGAAUCUGAUAUUGGAACAAUACGAACUAGUCCCCGGACACCCAAGACAACUACUCCCAAUCCACCUCGCCCUGGGAAAUCUUUUUCACCUGAUGAUGUCACAGAUGAUUAUGUACUCCCGUCACCUGUCCAGGAAGCGAAGUUUGUUACAGAAACAUCACAUCCUUCUUCAUCUGCUGCACAAAUCAAGGAUGAAAUGGAAUAUCCCACCUGGUUGGCUGGAGAGCCACAAGAUGUAAAUAUAAAUGGCCUAGAUGACGCCUUGUUAUGCAAUGAGGUUUUCGAUUCUUAUGCCCUUCUUAAUGAUCCAGGACUGAAUCAUGGCCCUUUCACUGACUUUCCUCGCAACACUAAUGAGGUGCCUGAAGUAGAUGGCAAUGCUACCUCUGGCAUAGCUGAGCUUGAGAACUUAGAAUUGGAUACUCCACCAGAUUUUCAUCUCGCAGAUUUGCAGUUUGGUUCUCAAGACAGUAUUUUUGGUUGGUUAGACCGGUUAUAGUGAAGAUAAAAGCUUUCAAUAAUGGCAAUCAAAUCCCAAUUUUGUGUUCUCCAAUGUCAAAGAUGCUCCUGUUGAUUCCUCAGGGAUGUGUUUCAACGACGAAGAGCCUGGUUUUAAGGGUCAUCGGGACUUUCCCCAUUCCCAUGCUAUCGUCAAGUUUAGUUAAGUUGUACAAGGCUUAGAGGCAUGCAAUGCUAUGGAAUUUCGAUGACAAUCAGCAACUUAGUAACUCCAUGAAUGUAUUUGUGUUUCAGCCUCUUUUUUGUCAAUUUCAUCUGUAUUUUUUUCCAAUUUUGUUGGGGUUUCUCAAGUGUUUUUAGUGACUGUUGCAUAUUGUGACGUUGAAGUCAUUUGCAUGAACCCUGAUAAAUCACUUAAAAUGGAAACUAUUCGGAACUUAUUAGUUCUGUGUGUGUGUG